GGGAGGUGUGGGAAAUACUGUCAGCCGAGUUUUCUCUUGCAUAUUGAAGGCAACAGCAUGUCCUCCCUCCCUGGGCACAUUGGUUUGGAUACAGCCACCCGUACAUUGGAGUCAGAAGAAAUUGCAGAGCUUCAACAAGCAGUGGUUGAGGAGCUAGGUAUCUCUAUGGAAGAACUUCGGCAGUUCAUCGAUGAAGUGCUGGAAAAGAUGGACUGUGUACAGCAGCGCAAGAAGCAGCUAGCACAGUUGGAGACAUGGGUGACACAGAAGGAAUCAGAGGUGGCCCAUGUUGACCAGCUCUUUGAUGAUGCCUCCAGGGCACUGACUAAUUGUGAGUCUGUGGUAAAGGAUUUCUACUCCAACUUGGGGUUACAAUACCGAGACAGUAGUUCUGAGGAUGAAGCUUCCCGGCCUACAGAAAUCAUUGAGAUUCGUGAUGAAGAUGAUGAUGUCCUCACCAUUGACUCAGGAAACCUGACAUAA
Messenger RNA from Erinaceus europaeus (western European hedgehog), 483 nucleotides. RefSeq names its product histone-lysine N-methyltransferase SETDB1-like. The record is from RefSeq and is a predicted model, not a curated record. The transcript has a single exon. Lineage: Eukaryota; Metazoa; Chordata; Mammalia; Eulipotyphla; Erinaceidae. The coding region runs from base 58 to 483 and encodes 141 amino acids.